Menidia menidia (Atlantic silverside) is the source of this 1083-nucleotide messenger RNA. Lineage: Eukaryota; Metazoa; Chordata; Actinopteri; Atheriniformes; Atherinopsidae. The record is from the annotation of a GenBank genome assembly.
UUGAACAGCGUAGCUUCUUCCGGCUUUUACCUUGAAGUCAGACCGGAAGUGGUUGUUCUGCUUCCGGCGGACGGCGGCCAUGACAGUCUCCCGCUCACCUCCGUGUCCCGUCUCCGUUUCCCCAUGAACCGGACGCAGCCGAAGCGGUCCGGGGUGCUGCGGAUGGCCCUGGGGGGCCCGGGGGCCCUCUCCCCGGGGGGCCCGGCCCCGGGGGGCCCGGGGGGGGGCUUCCUUCUCCGGGCAGCGCGGAUCGCCGCGGUGGUGUCUCUCUACUGGACCGUGUCCAUCGCCAUGGUGUUCCUGAACAACCACCUGCUGGACGACAGGGAGCUGGACGCGCCGCUGUUCGUCACCUUCUUCCAGUGCGCGCACGUGGGCGUGGCCUUCUACACCGUGGGCCGCUCGCUCAGCACCGUCUUCAACGUGCUUUUGUCCUUCCUCAUCCUGGGCCAGCGCACCUCCGCCCGCGCCCUGCUGUGCUGCGGGGUCAUCCUGGGCGGGUUCUGGCUGGGCGUGGACCAGGAGGCCCUGGCGGGUUCCCUGUCCUGGUCGGGCGUGGCGUUUGGCGUGCUGGCGAGCGCUUGCGUGUCUCUGAACGCCAUCUACACCAAGAAGGUCCUGCCCUGUGUGGAGGGCAGCGUGUGGCUGCUGUCCUUCUACAACAACCUGAACGCGUGCGUCCUCUUCCUGCCGCUGCUGCUUUUCUCCGGGGAACCGCACCGGCUGCUCGCCAGCCAGCGGCCGGCCGCCGCGGGGUUCUGGGUCGCCAUGGCGACGGGCGGGGCUCUGGGGCUGGCCGUGGGCUACGUGACGGGUCUGCAGAUCCAGGUCACCAGCCCGCUCACACACAGCGUGUCCGGCACGGCCAAAGCCUGCGCCCAGACGCUGCUGGCCGUGGCCGCCGCCCGCGCCCCGCGCAGCGCCCUCUGGUGGGCCAGCAACCUGCUGGUGCUGGGGGGGGCCUCCGCAUACUCCGGGGUCCGCACCCGGGAGAUGCAGGGGGGGGGGGGGCGGGGGGGCGGGGGGGGGGAGCAGGACAAAGAGAAGCUGCUACCAGGGGAGAAGGGAAACAUCAACGUGUAG